CGGCUGCCGGCCGGAGCGCGCGCGGGGCCGCGGCGCCGGGGAGUCGUCCGCGGCGGGAGAACGGCGGGUCCGGUCGGUGUCCUUGGCGAGCCGCCCGGGUGAACGCAGGCUGCCUGUCCCCAGACCCCAGGGCACACCCUGCACCGCCAUGUCUGGGCUGCUGAAGAGGAAGUUUGACCAGCUGGAUGAGGAUUCCUCCUCCUUCUGCUCCUCCUCCUCCUCCGGCUGCUGCUCCCCGAGCUCCUCAGACCCCCCCACCUGGUACUCGGAUGAGGAGGGCCCCUGGGACCAGACACCCCAGCCUCACCGGGACUGCGGUGGCCCCCGGAGUUUCACCCCCCUGUCCAUCCUGAAGCGGGCUCCCCGGAAGCGCCCCGGCCGUGUGACCUUUGAUGGCAUUACCGUCUUCUACUUCCCCCGGUGCCAGGGCUUCACCAGCGUGCCUGGCCGUGGCGGCUGUACCCUGGGCAUGGCCCCUCGCCAUAGCGCCUGCCGCCACUUCUCCUUGGCGGAGUUUACCCAGGAGCAGGCCCGGGCGCGGCGUGAGAAGCUGCGGCAGCGCUUGAAGGAGGAGAAGCUGGAGGUGCUGCGGUGGAAGCUUUCGGCGGCCGGCGUACCCGAGGCGGCAGAGGCGGGACCUCCGCUCACCGUGGACAGCAUCGAUGACGCCUCUGUGGAGGAGGACUUGGCAGUGGCCGUGGCUAGUGGCCGGCUGGAGGAAGUGAGCUGCCUCCAGCCUUACCCAGCCCGGCGACGGCGUGCCCUGCUACGUGCCGCGGGCGUGCGCAGGAUCGAUCGGGAGGAGAAGCGGGAGCUGCAGGCCCUGCGCCAGUCCCGAGAGGACUGUGGCUGUCGCUGUGACAGGGUUUGUGACCCUGAGACCUGCAGCUGCAGCCUGGCAGGCAUCAAGUGCCAGAUGGACCACACGGCAUUCCCCUGUGGCUGCUGCAAGGAGGGCUGUGAGAACCCCAAGGGCCGUGUGGAAUUCAACCAGGCGCGAGUUCAGACCCACUUCAUUCACACACUCACUCGUCUGCAGCUGGAGCAAGGGGCCGAGAGCCUUGGGGAGGUGGAGGCCCCCACCCAGGGCAGCCCACCCCGUCCUGACGACCAGGCCCUGGUGCCCUCUUUUCCACUUGCCAAACCCCCGGCGAGCAGCGAACUGGGAGAUAACAGUUGCAGCAGUGACAUGACCGAUUCUUCCACAGCGUCCGGCACCAGUGAGGCCCCUGACCGGCCCGCCCACCCGAGCCUGCCUGGCCCUGGCUUCCAGCCUGGCAUGGAUGACGACAGCCUGGCACGGAUCCUGAGUUUCAGUGACUCCGACCUCGGAGGGGAGGAGGAAGAGGAGGAGGAAGGUGGGGUGGGGCACCUGGACAACCUCAGCUGCUUCCACCCGGCUGACAUCUUCGGUACCGGUGACCCUGGUGGCCUGGCCAGCUGGACCCACAGCUAUGCUGGCUGUAGCCUCACGUCAGGCAUCCUGGAUGAAAACGCGAACCUGGAUGCCAGCUGCUUCCUGAACAGCGGCCUGGAGGGGCUGAGAGAAGGCAGCCUUGCUGGCACGGCAGAGCCGGCCGGCAUGGAUGCUGCCCAGAGCAGCUCGGUGGAACUCAGCUUGUCUUCUUGCGACUCCUUUGAGCUGCUCCAGGCGCUGCCAGAUUAUAGUCUGGGACCUCACUACACCUCCCACAAGGUUUCUGACAGCCUGGACAACCUCGAGGCACCCCACUUCCCCUUACCCAGCCUCUCUCCACCAGGGGACAUCAGCACCUGCUUCCUGGAGUCGCUCAUGGGUUUGUCCGAGCCUGCAGCUGAAGCCCUCACCCCCCUGGCGGACAGCCCCUUUGAGGAUGCUGCCCCGGUGCCUCUGAUGGAGCCUGUGCCCGUGUAAGGACUUCGGGGGGUGCCUUUUGCCCAGCCCCCAGAGCGCUAUCGCUACUGUUCUGUCAUGUGGGGGGACCUCCCCCACCAAGGUCUGUAGGUAACAGGCUCUGGUUGACUGGUUCAGCCCUGAGGUGCUAUGUGGGCACCCCUGGUUUUUAUGUAACACUCUGGAUUUAUUUAUUUAAUUUUUUUUAAACUUUCUUGUGCUGAAGAGGGGGUGGGGGAGGGGACUUCCCCACACUCACACAGCGCUCUUCCACCUCCGCAGUGCAGGCUGGGAAGAAGGUGGCGCUCCCUUGGAGCUUGGCAGGCAGACCCCUUUGUGGUCUGCAGACCCCUUUGUGGUCUCCGUAUGAGGUUCCUUAGCCCCGAGACCAGGCUGCAGUCCGCCCUUCUGGCGGUGGCUUCUGCCAUCCUGAACCAUAGACCCUUGGGUGGCUAAAUCCUCUGGACUGUGAAGACUAUAAUUUAUUUCCAUAAUUUAUUAGACUGAGGUGGCUUUGGGCAGGGGCAGGGGUGGAUACCAACCCCGAGUCCCGUUUGCCUUUUAGCCCUGGACCUUGCCCUGCCUGGGCUUUGCAGAUCAGGUGUGAAUUGGAGCCCCAGGAUCAUGCGUCAGCCACCUGGCUCCUGCAUGGUGGAGCAGGUGGGGGCUGGGCUGACCAAAACUCCCUUCUGCCCCACCCAGUCCUCUGCUUCCUGCCAACUGCCCCAGUCCCUACUCCUUCUAAAGGCCACACCUUUAUUCCCUGCCUGUGAUGUAGGAGGGGGGAGUGGGCGACCCAGAGAAGGCGAGGGGCUUGCCUUGGGGCACAAAGCGUGCCAUGGACCCACGAUCUCAGGGCUUCCUGGGCACCCUGCUCCAUCCUGGCCCACCUGCCUGUGCCCUGUGCCCAGGUGGUGGGUGGUGGCUCCUUAGGACUUCUGCUGAUGAAUUUUGCAUAAUUUCUAUAUUGUCUCUGAGUGUCAGACUGUAAUUUAUUCAUUUCUCUGUGUGUCUGUGCCAAGAAACCUAAGUCUCUGGGCCUGCCCCCUUGCCCAGGAGGCCUUGCCAGCCUGUGUGCUUGUGGGAACACCUUGUACCUGAGCUUGCAGGUACCAAUAAAGAGGCUCUAUUUUUAA
Messenger RNA from Lepus europaeus (European hare), 3009 nucleotides. It is a transcript of the gene CSRNP1, whose product is annotated as cysteine and serine rich nuclear protein 1. NCBI's taxonomy places the organism in Eukaryota, Metazoa, Chordata, Mammalia, Lagomorpha, Leporidae. The transcript is spliced from 5 exons. Bases 149 to 1894 code for a protein of 581 amino acids. Gene Ontology annotation, biological process: regulation of transcription by RNA polymerase II. The record is from RefSeq and is a predicted model, not a curated record. Gene Ontology annotation, molecular function: sequence-specific DNA binding; DNA-binding transcription factor activity, RNA polymerase II-specific. Gene Ontology annotation, cellular component: nucleus.